AUGAUAUCUACGCUACUACUACUACUUCUGUUGUUUGGUGGCACAGUGUUGGCCGCCGAUGAACCAACUACCUUUGUUUGUCUCGUGUCCAACCCAGGACAAACACUCAAUCUAACAUACUCGCCACGUUAUAUUGACGCAUGGGCUGUGGCUCCAUUGUCAACUGUGAGCGAGUAUGUAUAUACCUUUGCCGCAGCAGACUCCUACGACUUGACCUUGGUGUGCAACAGAGGUACCCCUACCAACAACUGCACGACCAACUUGUUGGCAUCCAACUACCUCACCGUGCCCAUCACCUCGGACAAUGGCGCGCUCACAUCCGAGGGCGAACCUUUCACCUACACACCCAGUACACUCACGAUCAAGUAUGGUGAUGGCACGCCCGAUGACUCGGUCGCCGGCCUCAGUCUCACCACCGGCAGUCCCAAGUUCAACUUCACCUACCACGACCGUCUCAAGCCCAAGUUCAUCAAGGCCCAGUUCGAGGGCGGGCUGAUCAGCAACGCGACCGGUGUGUACCUUGGCUCGACAGGCAGCAGCACAAGCCAGUGCUAUGUUAGCGCGUUUGUGGAGGCUACAGACAACCGACUCGGCGCGCACACGGCCAGCCUGGGCCGGUGGGUCAACACAAUGCAGCACGUCUCGGGUACAUACGCCACUGGUGUCUUUUACGGCCGCCUGGCCAUUGAUGUCGAUGUGUCGCCCGAUGCCAAGUCCAUUCCACUCACCUUGAACGACUUGUACAGCAACCCUUCGAACCCCGAGACCUCGCGUAUCCCCAUGUUCUCAUGUGUCGUUGCCGAAUGGUCCAUACCAAGUGUUACUCCACUGAUGUCCGAUGCACUGUAUCUCAGCAGCCAGUCACUGGGCAUCGAUGCCCCAGUGUUUCUAACAGUGAUCAAGAGUGUUAGACCCAAUCAACAAUCACCAUGGCCCAAUGGAUGGAGUGUGAACUCAGACACAUCGAUAUCAUUCACACCCAAUCCGAAUGAUCGACAUGAUAAGCCAUUACUUUAUCUCAACUCCACAGUCUACUAUACUAUGUUCAAGGUGCUCCGCUACAAUGGCAAUGCAACUGCCACACUCAAAUAUGAUGACUCUGCCAACAACAAGUAUGUCUCACUUCGUAGUAUAGUUCCAACUGAAGCCAAUCGUCCAAGUGGCACAUCAGCCCAAGGUGUCGGUGUUUAUGCCUCGGCUGUAAUGGUCGAGCUGCCUGCUUUGGGAUCAAUGUCCGUGAACUUGGAGUAUACCUUGCCAGUGACCAAUUGUCUUUUGUUGACAUUCGUCAGAGUGUCAGUAGGCUCCACAUGGAUCUACAACAAUACCAACGCUGCAAGAUUGUGUACCAACGAAACAACUUGGCAGGUGGUGGUCACCGUGCCAAUGAAUGUCAUCUCAGCCAUUGGCGGCGACAUCAGAUUCUUCUUCUACGAUCGAUCCGGCUAUGCCUUCGAGACCGUCUACACAAUGAACCUGCUACCUGGCUCAGCCACACCGAACUACCAACGACCUGUGACCACCACCAUUGUCUCAUCCUCCGUUCCCUUGACCCCGAGCACACUCACCGUCCAUGCAUCAUACGUUGGGCUACAAGCUUAUCGCGAUGGACUCACCGAUCCUUUGUUGGAGCAUGGAGUUGACAAGUUCUAUCUUAACAACUUGUUCUCGACCAGGCUGCCAUUCCCCUUUGGGCUGGUCAGUGGAAGGAUUGAUCAGGGCACUAUCGAGUAUGAGACAAUGUUGCCUCCAUAUCCACCAGGAGGCUACAAGUCAACCAUUAAGCUGGGCCAGACCAAUGACUACCUAAAUGACUUGCAAGGACAGUUGGCAGCGAUCAUUGACACCUCUGGACCCGCACUCAACGCCUUCACCAUGGACGUGUCAUCCAACUCCACGCUCACAGUCCAACUCACACUAUUUGAUGUGUCUGGAGUACAUCGAUGUGAUCUCACAGUUGGCCCUUACAAGAAGACGUUCUACGCACAAGACAUGUUGGCCGAGGAUAUCAAGUUGGCCUCAUUCACGUACUCAGUGGUAAUCAACAAAGUGUUUUGUGGAUAUCCUGUCACGUUGAUAUGUGUUGACAAACAACUCAAUCCAUCAGAGUACCAAUCUGGCGGCUACUUCUAUGAUCCAGCCACCACUUUACCCACGGCCAUACCCAGCGUACCAUGUCCACUGGACCCUUCCCUUGCAGUUCCACUUCAUCUCGCUGUGGACUACAUCAACAACACCGACAUCACAGUCAGUCUACUCUUGCUCCAGGUCACACCUACACCACUCCUCCAGCCACCAAUCGUCAACUUUGAAUGCUCCAACUCAUCCAGGUCAUUCCAACAUACAUUACAGCUUGAUCAAACUCAAUCUCUGUCAAACAUGAUGUUAUACAGAAGUAAUCAAUCAAUCAAUAUUCCAAACGAUAGCAAGGCAACAGAUUGUCGACUGACACUCAAUGGCUACACUCAUGAUGAUCUGCAUUAUCUUCUAAGACAGUAUGAUGGUGACUUUGACAAUCCUGCCUCGGUUACACUACUCAACCCCCUGGACUCCCGACCUCCAUCAUUGAUUGAUGUCACUUCCACAGUUGAUACAAACACAAACAUUGCGAUAGUGAAUGUUGUCCUGGCAGACUCCUCAGACCUCUCAUUAGUGGAGUUGACUGUGUUUGAUACAUUGCAGCCCAUUCCACAAGUCCUCCGAACAGUGCCAGCCAUAGGAUCACGAUCGACCACAUUCACAAUCAAUGUAUCAUCACAGAUGAACAUCUGCAAGAGUGCCAGUGUAAAGUACUUUGUCAACAAGGCAUGCGAUGUGUAUAACAAUUGUCAACAAUGGACUGCGUUGGACUCUGAGAGGUUCCCAUCUGGCAGCAAAGUUCAACUUGGCGACCCUUCAAAGUUCAUCACUAUGGGUGGGCCUCAGAUCACAUCAUUCAGCUUCACUCCAAAGAUACUGGACCCGCGUUACAGCGCCAGAGUGGUCUUCACAAUGGGUGUGACUUCCAACACUCCCCUAUCCAACAUCUCGCUGCCAGUCGUCUACCUCAAAGAGACCAUAUACUUGGACGGUUACAACUGUACAAUGAACUUUAUCAACUCCACACACAUGACAUGCAUAAUGGAUGUGCCGAGAAUGUUUGCUCGAUUCCUGCAGGACAACACCUUCUCUGUCUACGGUCUGACCAGUGUGUGUGGCGAGGUCGCGGGGAUGACUGGACCCCAACUGACCAACCUGGGCACACCCAACAAGUUCAACUACAAUACCUUCCCAGUGAUCGACCCAAUCCCUUUGAUGAAGCCAACUGAUCGUAGCUUCAUUCUCACUGGCGUGGACAUCAGCUCCAUCAAGGUAUCGGAUAUAGAGGUGUUUGGUAUCACCAAUGGAGGAUCAACAGUCUCUGCCACAUCACAACGCUUCGAUUAUCCUUUCACAUUCACUUCGCUUACGGCCACUUCAGGACGAGUAAGCCUCACAGACGAUGCUCCAUCAUUCACCCCGGACUACAAACUCUAUGUUCAGAUAUAUGGAGGUGUCCACCAACAGAGCAUCCCGCUAUACUACUGUCCAAACGAUUGCACUAGCCCUGAUCAUGGUGUGUGCCAGACCAACAACAUCUGUCUGUGUAGCAGUGAUUGGACUGGUAGCGACUGCUCGGUCAACAAGUUGGUUAAGUGUGCGAGUGAUCAGGAGACUACGAGAUGCUCUGGAAAUGGCGCGUGUUCAUCCUCAAUGAUCUGUCAGUGCGAGCCAGGCUGGAAUGGUCCCGGUUGCGACUUUGUUGUGCCUUCAAACACGAGUGUGUUGAAUGUGACCCUGGGCGAGCCCAACGAACCUGUGGCUACCUUUAGCAACUUUGAUCAACUGCUCAACACCUCGGACAAGGUUUACCAAUCGUCAAGUUUCAACAUCCAAUUCCUAAUGUUGCAAGAGAUGGGAAGCGAUGAAGUACUGGUGCGCAACACUUCCCUCAGCAACCUGUUGCACAUGAAGGCAUUGCCCGACAACACCUACGAGUACACAUCAUUGGACAACAGCACAAACAACAACAUUGGAUGGAUCAAUGUGACCAUCAGGAAGAACACAGAACCAGAGAGCUUCAUCUGGAUCAACGAGACGUUCAAUCUACCGGCCAACACAAUUAAGUUCACCGUUCACAUGGCCAACUAUCCAUUCAGGUCCAAGCUGAACUCACUGGUGCUCACAUGGCAGAUGGAGAGUAUUGGUCAACCUGGCUGCCAAUAUGGCUCGCGUGACCCAACCCUCGCUGGAUCAUCCGAGCUCGACCUACGCUAUGUUCUCAUGCCAUUGGCAGGAGUUCAGAUGUACGCCAGGUUCCCCAACACAGUACUUGUCGACUCUCGGCCAACCAUUGUAUCAAAUAGAAUGUUGUGGACCAACGUCACAACACUUCAAGUUGGAACAGUUAUUCCAUACUUCUCCACCAUCGACAUUGAUCCAGACUUUAGUGUCCUGAUUGAGUCGUAUGACAAGAGUACCCAUGAAGCAACAUGCUCAGCUCAAGGCGUGGAAAAGAAGGACAAGAGAUUGAUGAUCAUUCUUGCCGUAGUGAUACCAUUUGUAGUGAUGGCAGCGAUAGUGGGAGGAUUGAUCUACUUCUUCAAGUACAAACGUACUGGACGUAUUGCAACAUUGCGUCUACGUAAGCUGGCAACAACUGGUAAAUUUACAUUAUAA
Molecule: messenger RNA, 4698 nt
Organism: Acytostelium subglobosum LB1
Lineage: Eukaryota; Evosea; Eumycetozoa; Acytosteliales; Acytosteliaceae
Exons: 3
Coding region: 1-4698 (1565 amino acids)
Biological process (GO): sexual reproduction
Source: RefSeq, a predicted model, not a curated record